This is a messenger RNA of Myxocyprinus asiaticus (Chinese sucker), 1682 nucleotides long. RefSeq names its product putative monooxygenase p33MONOX. The transcript has 3 exons. The record is from RefSeq and is a predicted model, not a curated record. The coding region runs from base 1 to 411 and encodes 136 amino acids. Gene Ontology annotation, cellular component: cytoplasm. NCBI's taxonomy places the organism in Eukaryota, Metazoa, Chordata, Actinopteri, Cypriniformes, Catostomidae.
AUGGAGCAAAUGGAAGAUCCCGCUGGAUCGGACAACAAACGAGCUAUAGCGCGGAAAAGCCAGUCUAAGAUCAGCAGUGUCAUCACAAGUGUUUCAAUGGGUGGUAAUGAAGGAGGUGGACAGGGAGGUGAACGGUGGAAUCUCUUCAGGGUGCGCCCCAUCGUGCAGAAAUCCCCCACUGACCCGGGAUCAGAGACUAACACACCUGGGGGAUUCACGCUGCAGUCGUACUUUGGAGUUCAGAAGUCUAAAACCAUGGAUGCCGUGAAGGCUCAAGUUAACGUCAUGGUUGAAGAUCCCGCCAACUUCCAAUCCACCAAGAUGGAGAUGAGUGGCGAAGAGGGCAAGAAAACAUCCUGUCACAGACUGAGACAUCGAGAUAUGAACAUUCUCACUCCCUCUGGCUUCUGAUCCCACAAUUCUUGAGCUCUCUUAAGCUUCCUCGACUUUUGCAUUCCACAGACACGCAUUACUGCACAAAUUGACGCAUACAUUUCAUUUGCCAUUUAAACUUAUAUGGUCUCUUACAAAACACACACUUUUUCUUUCUUCCCUACCUUAAAAUUAGGUGAGAGACGUACAAUCUCUUACAUUAGUGCCAAACACCCUAGAUAGUUAUUUUAUUUACUUUUUUUUUUUUGUGCAUUUUUCCCCAAGUAUGAGAUUUACCACAUAUUUGAAAAGGUGUUUUUUUUUUUUUUUUUAGAUUUUCACCAUUGCUGUGUCAGUGCUUUUGAUUGCUGUAGUUCAAAUUCACAGAUGUAAAAAGUGACGACAAAAUGAUCGAAAUAUGCAUAUUACCAGUAAGCUUCUGGAUUUUGUUUUUGUUUUGUAUAGGUGUGAAAUGCAGCAUUAAUGAGUGCAUCCUCUGCUAUGAAUUUUGUGGAAUAUUUUAAAAAGCUUACUGAACAAAAGUAUGUUUCAACAGUAUUUAUCAUUAGACUGAUAGACUCCAACAAAGACAACAGCACAUUUUAAGUACAUCAAUCAAACAUUAAAACAUUGUGUAGUAUAUAACACUGUUCUUGUUUGCAAAGCUGUUCAAUGCCACAACAGAACAUGCAACCUAACAUAGUCAGGUAUCCAUCUGAGUUGAAACUUGUGUAAGUGCUGUUUUUGUAACUUGACUGUUUACUUUUUUCAGUGUUCUAAUUUAUUUGUCCUGUUAAUUCAAGAUAACAUGAGAUUGAUGUGGUAUUGUAUGUCCUGUGUGCAGUCCCUCCCUGUGUGCAAUAAGCUACAGCAUUGUUUGUAUUGGCAUGCUGAAAGCACCUCAUUCGUAUUGCCGGGUGUGACCCUUCAGCACGAAAGUCUUUUCUAUAGGUUUUGUUUUUUUGUUUUUUCAUUGUUGGACACAAAAGCGAAAUUUUAUAAAAGGUUCUCUGUACAUGCUGAAACGUGAUUCCUUUUUUAUACUUUUGUAGUUGAAAAUGCUUUCCCUUUAAGAUAAUCCACUUCCUGUUAAACUUGACCUGUUGUAGUUUCUUUUUUCUUUUUUUAGUGCUGGACUCUCAACUUUUAAUUUAUCUAUUCAGUCAUUCAUUGGCUUUUGCAUUUCAGGCCAAACUUUUAAACACAACUCGUGUUUUAUUGCAACCAUGUAUUAUUACUCGGUUCAUAUUUUUACGUUUGGAUUAUUUGAUUUCUAAUAAAAGCACAAUGAACGACUUUGGUUGUUCUGU